AUGAUUCGCUAUCAUGGAAUCCCAGACAUUUCUGUGGUCUCCUUCCUGCUGCUCUUGUGUUUCCCCCACUCAGGGUUGGGCGAAAACUGCAUUUUUACCCACGAGCUUCUUCCUUCAACUCGUAUUUCUAACAACAUCAAAAAACUGAAAGAACUCAUGCUCUUGGAUUACCCAGUAUCACAGCCGUCCAACCUGAAAUCAGAUGGACUUUGUUUCAACUUUUGGCAACUUCAUUUCGUCUCCCGGGAGCUGAGCCGCAUGCUACAGGUGGCCGGGUCUGAACUGCGUAAAAACAUCUCGGACUUAGAAACGUGGAUGAAUUUAGAUGACCUGUUUGAAAACUGUGCAAUAGAAAGUGACUGCGUGGAUUUUGAGAGGGCAAACAUCUCUAUGUUCCUGGAUUCAAUUCCUGACAUAUUUGAAGCAGUGAAAGCCAACAUGUCGCAUCCUCCCACCAACUACAGUAGUUGCACCCCUAUCCGGUGCCAACCAGAUUCUCUUAGCACUCCAUACCCCGGGUACUCUUCACAAAUGCUGGACAACAUCCAGACAUCCAAAUCAACCAUCCUUCGAAGGCAUCACUGGCUUCUGAUUCCAAUUGCCUUCCUGAUCUGCCUUUUCAGCGUUUUGAAAUUUUCAGGCCGGAUCCCAGCCCAGCCCUUGCCGGUAAGUCUGACAUGA
Molecule: messenger RNA, 681 nt
Organism: Euleptes europaea (tarantolino)
Lineage: Eukaryota; Metazoa; Chordata; Lepidosauria; Squamata; Sphaerodactylidae
Gene: FLT3LG
Product: fms related receptor tyrosine kinase 3 ligand
Exons: 6
Coding region: 1-681 (226 amino acids)
Biological process (GO): positive regulation of cell population proliferation
Cellular component (GO): membrane; cell surface
Molecular function (GO): receptor tyrosine kinase binding; cytokine activity
Source: RefSeq, a predicted model, not a curated record